AUCAAGCAAGGAUCGAACGUCAGCACAGGACAACCCUUCUUGGCUAGCGCGUCGAUCAAAGGACAUUCAUAGCCUGCCGAGCCAGUCAUAGCUCGAUAUAUUGAUACCGCGAAUUCCUUGAAGGAAGGGAGAAAAAUACUGGAGGGAUCAUCGCACGACGUUCGCAGGCCGCAUCCCGUAUUUGGGGUUGCCUUAGCACAGCCGGAAAGGAGGAAAACGGUCGGGGCUAGCGAGGCAUAUAUUUCAGAGCAGUUGCACGACCAAUUUCCGAUUCUUAGCGAGGCUCGAACUCUCCUUUGAGCAAGAGGACAAUUAGGCGACUGUCUCUAGUAAAUGGGCCUCCUCAAGCGCAUCAUUAUCCUAUAAAAUGCAGCGGAUGAUCCUUAGAAAUACCCGGAGGAGAUCACGGAGGAUGGGCCUACUUGACUUGAAUUAUGACGUCCUGGUGCAAAUCAUAGCGGAAUUCGACAAACCAACCCUGCGUCAGUUUAUGGUCACCAACCAUACCGCGUAUGACCUGGGUUUGCCCAUCCUCGCGUCAUCUGUGAUUCUUCGUACGCCUCUUCAGCUCUCCAGCUUCUGUCACUUUGCCCUUUCGCGCGCAGCCAAGCACAUCCCUCGUUUUCUGCGGACUCUCGAUCUCUCGGGCAGCGCGCUCAAGUUUCCAAUGGAUGUCGGCCUGCUCGCGGACCUCCUGACGCAAGCAACGGGGCUGGAGGAAGUCCUUUUGUGGGACUCCGAGCGGAUGAUGUUCAAUGAUCCCCGAAUACGGGCGGCCAUUGCAUCUCGCACAAGCAUGGUCCGCCUGGUUCUGGGAGAAGGCGCAGGUAAACUAGCGGACGCGAUGCUACGGUCUUUGACGUCGCCUCUUUCCUCUCUCAUCAUUGGGAGACGGAUGGCCCCUGCCCCAAACUUCGAGAUGAUCCUUCCGUGGCGAUCGACCCUGAGGCGCCUGAAACUUUCGGACUUCGCGGCAACGAGUAUUCCUCUCCAAGCUCGCUGGACCCAGUUGACCCACCUUGCUCUGUUCGCUCCUCGAGUGAAGCGCGCCUUGCUCUACGUCGCAUUCCCGAAUUUACGCCAGUUGCACCUGGAGGACAUGGCAGUCGUUGAAGACCUACAUGCACAGAACACAUGCGACGUGCGUCUUGCAUGGCCACAUCUUGACGCCGCCACCGUGGAUCUCCUCAGCAUGUAUCAUUACCCGUUAUACUCGAAUGUCAGGCGCUUGGAGGUGACCAGUUUUGGAUCGACCGCGUUGUAUCACGCUCAGCAGGAUCGCCUUCGUGAGAGUUUCUUCUCCGGUCUGGCGGCAUCUGGGCCCAUGAAUUUGUCGAUGCCCAUCCUAUCGGAGGAGUCCGAGUUUUGGCUGCGCGUCGCAAUUUGUGCGCCAAGGCUGGAGGUCCUGCAUCUGACGCUUUUGGUGGACACGGAUAUGGCCAUCUUGCGGACGGUUCUGCCAUGCAUAUCUGGAUUACCAAUCAAGUACUUCUGCCUCGAAUUCGACUGUCACCAUCCUGUCAUAUCCAUAGGAGCGGUACAGGAGCAUUCUGCGUUCUGCACCUUCGUUGCCGACUUGAUAAGGCCGAUCGAACGUAUCGAACUCCUUUGGACGAGAUCUGGUCGGGAGAUAUCGGCCAGCUCAUACCGCGCUCGACGGAUUCCAGGGCGAGUCAGGGGAUCGCAUGAAGCCGUCGUGGAACUGGAGUCGGAGGACAUGCGUCGCGCUAUGAGGCGUUUCUAUGGCAUUGAGCACAUAGUGGUGGUACCAUGAGUCCACCACACCACCACCGAUCUUGUCCGAUUUGUUUUUUUGCUUGAGGGGUUAUGUACGGCUCAGCUUUGGGGCUACAUCCAUGUACCGAUACACGCACGAUGUAUAGUAGGCGCUCUCUCACUUUGCAGCCUCAUCGAAUCGGUGUUCAAUCGCGUU
Molecule: messenger RNA, 1933 nt
Organism: Punctularia strigosozonata HHB-11173 SS5
Lineage: Eukaryota; Fungi; Basidiomycota; Agaricomycetes; Corticiales; Punctulariaceae
Exons: 5
Coding region: 413-1774 (453 amino acids)
Source: RefSeq, a predicted model, not a curated record